This is a messenger RNA of Diachasma alloeum, 2595 nucleotides long. RefSeq names its product proline dehydrogenase 1, mitochondrial (gene slgA). Gene Ontology annotation, molecular function: FAD binding; proline dehydrogenase activity. Gene Ontology annotation, cellular component: mitochondrion. The record is from RefSeq and is a predicted model, not a curated record. Lineage: Eukaryota; Metazoa; Arthropoda; Insecta; Hymenoptera; Braconidae. The transcript is spliced from 10 exons. The coding region runs from base 357 to 2285 and encodes 642 amino acids.
AUGUAAAAGUCGGCCUAGGACUUUGAAGAGUCUCAGGUUUGUCCUCUCUUUCAAUCGGAAUCUCUGACUCAGCCGCGUGAGGUGUUCGGUGUGGUGUAAGAUAACUCGUAAAAGAAAAGGACAAUUAUCUUCUACCUCUUCAAUUAUUCUUCGUAAUCAAUUUUUCAUAAUUGAUAAGCCAUUAUAAAAGCAAUAAAGCAAUAAAGUCGGCGACUCAGCUAAUUGCUGCACAAACUUGAAGCGGACCAAAUUAUUAUUAUUAUUAUUAUUAUUACUAUUAUUUUCUUGUUCGAUUGUAUGUCCAUUUGUACAUUAUUGCUUUGUUGACGUAGAAAUUUAUUUCUAAAAGUUAAGUUAUGGCAUUUUUGAAAACACUGCCGCGUUAUUGUGCAAGUAGAAAAUUAUUAAAGUUCUUAGAAUCAGGAUUGACAAAGAAUGAGUCGAAAAGUGUAGUACAGCUGGUGAAAAAUGUCGAAGAACGUGGAUAUUCAACGAGUCAGUCCGAGGGACAGCCGGUAAGCAGGCAAAUCGAUCCACUAGACCUCAAGUUUGACGAUCCAGUGGCAUCAUUCAAAAGUAAAACUACCAUGGAACUUAUUAGGGCAUACAUUGUUUAUCAAAUUUGCUCCAUCGACUAUGUCGUUGAAAACAAUAUGAAGUUCAUGAAAGUUGCCAAAGCAGUAUUGGGAGAACGAAUCUUCACUUUAUUAAUGAAAAUGACGUUUUAUGGCCACUUUGUGGCCGGCGAGGAUGAGGAGAAGAUCAAACCAGUAAUCGGACGAUUACGUCAAUUUGGAGUUAAGCCCAUUCUCGAUUACUCAGUUGAGGAAGAUUUAUCACAGGAGGAGGCAGAAAGACGUGAGCUUAAGGCAUCUGUCUCGGAGGCAGGUGAUGAAAAAAAAGAGGGAACGCUGAAGAAAUAUCACGUUGAGAAAUCAUUCGCUGAUAGGCGAUAUAAGGUAUCAUCAGCUAGAACGUAUUUCUAUCUCAAUGAGGCAUCUUGUGAAAGGAAUAUGGAUAUAUUCAUCAGAUGUCUGGAGGCUGUUGGUGGUAAUGAAAAUUUAAUUUUUACAGAUGAUUUAAUUUAUCAGUUGACAAUUACUCAUAAAAUUUACCUUCUAGGUGCAUCAAUGGGCGUUGGAAUUACUGCAAUUAAAUUAACGGCUCUGGGGAGACCGCAGUUAUUGCUUCAAUUGUCGGAGGUCAUAAUGCGUGCACGGCAGUACAUGUCCGAUGUUGUCGGUGGUGAGGGAGCUGUAUUAGCACAUCAUGCUAAACCAGAUGAUUUUAAGAAAAAAUUCGAAGAGGCCCAUAUUAAAGAUGCGGUGCCGGUACAAAAAUUCUUGGAGAAGAUUCAAUCUGAUAAAGAAGGUGUGAUCCAUUUGUUCCCAUGGAGUGGAAUUCUCGAUGAGAAUUACGAGCUGAGUGAGACAUUCCAAGUACCGGAUAUCAAGACAGGAAAGAUGGUCAAGUUGAUGACGCAACUGACAGCUAAAGAAGAAGAAAUGUUCAGGAAUAUGAUAAGAAGACUGAACAGCAUUGUAACGGUCGCUGAUAAACUCAAUCUACGUAUAAUGAUAGAUGCUGAACAGACAUACUUUCAGCCAGCGAUAUCGAGACUGACACUGGAAAUGAUGCGAAAGUACAAUACAAAGAAGGCAGUCGUGUUCAAUACGUACCAGACGUAUCUCAAGGAAGCAUUCAACGAGGUGAAGACUGACCUUGAGCAGGCUGAGCGUCAAAACUUUUACUUCGGUGCUAAACUCGUUCGAGGGGCUUAUAUCGAACAGGAACGCGCUAGAGCAGCAGCCAUGGGUUAUGCAGACCCAACAUGUCCAACGUAUGAGGCGACUACAGAAUCUUAUCACAGAACACUAAUGGAAUGUUUGAGGAGAAUGAAGCAGUACAAAGAUAAGGAGGAGGAUCCAAAGAAAAUUGCUAUUAUGGUUGCCUCACACAAUGAAGAUACCGUUCGUUUUGCUAUUGAAAAAAUGAAAGAAAUAGGCAUUUCACCAGAGGAUAAAGUUAUAUGCUUCGGGCAGCUGCUUGGAAUGUGUGAUUAUUUGACGUUUCCACUUGGGCAGUCAGGUUAUUCUGCAUAUAAAUACAUUCCUUAUGGACCAGUGAAGGAAGUUCUCCCGUAUUUAUCACGUCGAGCACAAGAGAAUCGUGGAGUUCUUGCGAAAAUAAAGAAAGAGAAGCGCUUAUUGUUGAGUGAAAUAGCUAGGCGCUUUAGAACCGGUCAAAUAUUUUCCACCCCGAAAGGAAAUUACACACCCGUAUGAUCACUGCAUCAUGUAAAAUUGCCAAAUUGAUAAAUUCAAAGCUCUAGUUAAUUUUUGUAAAGUGGACGGGUGCGGAGAUUUAAAUUUUAAAUAUUUUCAAUGUCCCAAAUUUUUUGUCUCCCUGGCUGUAAUUAUUAAAAUCACAAAAUAAUCAAACUUCUGAAUCUCAUGUUGUCUUAUAGUAUUUUUCGUUAUUCACUAAUCGAAUCGAACAGUAUUGCGUUGAUAGAAUGAAUUUGGAUAUACCUAUAUACUUGGAAAGUUUAAUCGAAUGGAAAAUUGAGAUAAUCUGAGGGACCGAGUCGGGGGG